AUGUCGGAGCUGUACGAGCUGCAGCCCCGGGUCAGAGCUCCACCCUCUGCGAACAGCUCCGACUCCUCUCCAGGCGCUCUCACGCCCGACGAAGACGACGAAAGCUACGAGCUCAGGGAUGACAUGCCGUCGGACCUCCGCCCUGGCGAGACCCUCUCUCCCGACGAGGAGGAGCUAAACCGCCGCACCGUCCGCAAGCUCGACGUCAUCCUGCUGCCUUUUCUCGCCCUGCUCUUUCUCUUCAACUCGCUCGACAAAUCAAACAUCGGUAGCGCCGAGUCCGCCCACUUCACCACCGACGCCGGCCUCGACCGGGAGGAUGUCAACACCGCCGUUGCGCUUUUCUUUGUCUUCUUCGUUGCACUGCAGCCCGUCGGCGCCGCUCUAGGACGCAAGUAUGGCAUGAAGAGAUGGGUCCCGGCUUGCAUGGCCAUCUGGGGCCUUUGCACCACGCUCCAUGUCUGGGUGCAUGCCGCCUGGCAGCUAUACGUUCUGCGCAUUACUAUAGCUACUCUUGAAGCCGGCUUCUAUCCAAUUACCGUGUCAUACCUCUCUCUGUUCUAUACACGCUUUGAAUUUGGCAGACGCUUAGCCGUAUUCUACGGCCAAGCAGCCGUCGCGGGAGCUUUUGGCGGAAUACUUUCGUACGCCGUGUUUUCGCGUUUCCCCGGGCAAGACGGCCAUAAAAUCGAGGAUCCCACCACCCCGCCGGACCGCAGCGGUUGGCAUUCAUGGCAGAUUUUGUUUUUGAUAGAGGGAUGCACCACCAUGACUAUUGCUCUAACGGGCUUCUUCUGGCUACCGGAGCGCGCAAAGACUGCCUGGUUUUUGAAUCCUGACGAGCGCGAAUGGGGCGAGGAGCGCAUCAAACGAGAUAGGGAAGGGGAAGUUGAGAAUUACAGGCCUAAACGCUCUCCUUCUCCUUUCCGUGCUCACGAGGAGCAUGAAGACCUCGAAGCCUCACACCAAUCCACCUAUUCUACCUCCGAAGAAGCUCAAGGCCUACUGUCUGUCUCUCCUCACGGCCGGGGUUAUCCACCCCCACAGGAAAACCCGAGCAUGAACACCACGGACCACGGACUCUCGGCUCACGAUGUUCUCUCCGCGCUCUCCUCCUGGAAGGUCUACUACCUCCUCGUCUUCAACAUCCUGUCGUCCAUCCCCAGCACCGCCUUCUCCAUCUUCCUCCCCUUGGUCCUCUCCCCUCUCUCCUCCACCCCGGCGCUCGCCAACCUCCUGACCGCCCCGCCAUACAUCUGCGCCGCCGCGACCCUCUACGCCUUCACCUCGUGGUCCGACCGCAUCCGCGACCGCACCAAGCCCAUCCUCGUCAGCUUGGCCAUCGUCCUCAUCGGCUUCGCCGGCACCAUCUUCCUGCCCUCCAAAACCUCCAACGACGAUGACAACGACAACAACAAAAACACCCCCAACCACCUCGCCCUCCGCUACCUCGCCCUCUGCAUCCUCCUCUCCGGCACCUUCAUCGCCUCCCCCCUCACCGUCGCGUGGCUGACCAACAACUUCCCUGCCCCGGGCAAGCGCGCCAUCGCCCUCGGCCUCAACGGCUGGGGCAACGUCGCCGGCGUCCUCGCCUCGCUGCUGUUUUCGCCGCGCUUCGCCGCCGGUGGCUACCGCCAGAGCUUCGUCUGGACCGCUCUCGCCGUCCUGCUCGCCGCCGCCGGCUUCGCCGGUUUCCGCGCCCUCAUCGCGGCCGAGAACGAGCGCAGGAGACGCGUUUUGGCGGGUUGGACCGACGACGAGGUCGAGGCGGAGAGGAGGUGGGGGAGGGGCCCGUUGCGGGUGGAUGGGGGUGGGAGGGGCCAGUUGGUACUGGAUAGGGCUGUGGAGUGGUUGGAGGGGAAGAGGAGCGCUGGCGGUGGUGGAGGUAUGGUGGCUGGAAAGGUUGCUGGAUGGAUUGGGGAGUGGCGGGGCAGGGAAAGGGAGGGUGAUGAGAGGGUGACAUUCGUGUAUGGCUUGUAA
Molecule: messenger RNA, 1980 nt
Organism: Lasiodiplodia theobromae
Lineage: Eukaryota; Fungi; Ascomycota; Dothideomycetes; Botryosphaeriales; Botryosphaeriaceae
Product: MFS transporter
Exons: 2
Coding region: 1-1980 (659 amino acids)
Biological process (GO): transmembrane transport
Cellular component (GO): membrane
Molecular function (GO): transmembrane transporter activity
Source: RefSeq, a predicted model, not a curated record